GGCAACGUCAGGGUCACGUGUCUGCUCGGCGUUGUUAUGAAGCUUCCUGAACUUUUCACGUGUUUUUAACAACGAGAUCAAUAUUGAAUAUUCCCACCGUCAAACUUCAGCAGCUGACGAUCGAGUUAUGAUCGGUUUACGUCAGAUGUCACGGACGCGGCUCGUCGGGACCGGAAGUGUCCUCCUGGGCUUCCUGCAGCGUGUCCCUGAAGCUUGUCAGAGACCACUGUGCUCCAAGAGUGAGGCGGUGCGCUUGGCGGAGGAGGCCAGCAGGAGGUACGGCUCCCCGGCUCCAACCAUCUUCUCCAAAGUGAUUGACAGAAGCAUCCCUGCAGAUAUUAUAUAUGAGGACGAGAAGUGUUUGGCAUUCAGGGACAUCACGCCACAGGCCCCUGUUCAUUUCCUGGUCAUUCCCAGGUUCCCUAUUCCCAGAAUAAGUGAAGCCAAAGAUGAUGAUGCCGAGCUUUUGGGACAUUUGUUGGUCGUAGCCAAAAAUGUGGCAAAGCAAGAAUCCCUGAAAGAAGGAUACAGAGUGGUGAUCAACGAUGGAAAGCACGGUGCUCAGUCAGUUUACCACCUUCACAUCCACGUCCUGGGAGGGAGACAGAUGACCUGGCCUCCAGGAUAAUGGCGUCAUGUGAACGCUAACGUAUCUGUAAUCUCAUGAGCGCAACUUAAUAUAUGCGAUUGGUGUCGUUAAUCCAAAACAUUUAAAUCCUAAUUCCAUUUCCUGAACAAUAAACUCGCCUCACAAAAUACGAGAUGUAAAUAAUAAAGAUAUAUUGUUUGAUACAACUGCAAAUAAAGAUGAUAUGUCUGAA
Molecule: messenger RNA, 821 nt
Organism: Limanda limanda (common dab)
Lineage: Eukaryota; Metazoa; Chordata; Actinopteri; Pleuronectiformes; Pleuronectidae
Gene: hint2
Product: histidine triad nucleotide binding protein 2
Exons: 5
Coding region: 128-628 (166 amino acids)
Cellular component (GO): mitochondrion; cytoplasm
Molecular function (GO): hydrolase activity
Source: RefSeq, a predicted model, not a curated record